AUGACGCGUCACCCGGGCAGCGGCUCAGUCGGAGGGCGGUGCGAGGGUCCUCAGCGCCUUGGUUCGUCGCGGUAACGUAGCCCGGAGCUUCGGUCGAUUCUCCCCUUUGCCCUCACCCGUCCCUCUGGCCGCCCCGGCAUCUCGCAGCAGCAACAGCCGUUUGGACUCGCUCGCUGAUCGGAUGGCGCUUACAUCCGUGCUCGAGGCCCCGAGCCUGGGCCUGUUGCUGCUACUUGCCGUGGGCGCCAGCGCCGUGGAAGUGAAGCGGCCCCGCGGCGUCUCCCUAUUGAAUCAACAGUUUUACGAGGAGAACAAACUAUUUACAUGUCUGGACGGCUCAAAAACCAUUCCUUUCCAUGAGGUGAACGAUGAUUACUGCGAUUGCAAGGAUGGCUCGGAUGAACCAGGAACAUCAGCCUGUCCAAAUGGCAGCUUCCACUGCACCAAUGCAGGCCACAGACCUCGGUACAUUCCCUCUUCCCGUGUGAAUGAUGGCAUAUGUGAUUGCUGUGAUACCUCUGACGAGUACAAUAGUGGGGCUUCGUGUAUGAACACCUGCAAGGAACAAGGACGCAAAGAGAGGGAGGCUCUGCAGAAAAUGGCAGAAAUUGCAAAAGAAGGAUUCAAGCUGAAACAGCAGCUAAUUGAAGAUGCCAAGAAAAGCCGAGAAGAUAAACAGCAAAAGCUUGCCGUGUUGCAGAAGGAGAAGAUCAGCUGGGAAACGCAAGUCGAGGCUCUUAAAGCGGUAAAGGAAACUGCAGAGAAGCCUGAACAGGAGGCUAAAGAGAGGCAUAAAAAGGCCUGGGAAGAAGUCCAAGCUGCACGCAAAUUGGAGAAGAACAAAGCUGUGGCUGCUGAAACCUUCAAGGAGUUAGAUGACAAUGAAGAUGGCUUCGUUACAGUGAAUGAAAUUCAGACUCAUCCAGAGCUGGAUAGCGAUGGAGAUGGUGUGGUUUCUGAGCAAGAAGCUGAGGUGCUACUGGGAGGUGUCGGUCAGGUUGAUGUUACCAGCUUCCAGGAGACUGUCUGGGCCGGCAUCCAGGACAAGUAUAAAUCUGAGGCUGUCAACGAGGUCUCCCCUACCCCAGAGAUUCCUGUGGAAGGUGGAGCAGACAGUAGUCCUCAACCAGACCUCGAAGAGCAGAGGAAGACCGAUGAUGAGGAUUACGGGGAAGACCAGGAUAACGGUGUUGAUGAGGAUGACAGUGAGAGUGAUAGUGAAUUUGAAGAGGAGGAUGAUGAUGAUGUAGGGGAAGAUGAUUAUAAGAAUCAACAGAACAAUUUAUCAGAAAAGGAAGAAGUGGAGGAAGAGAAGAUGCCAGCAUAUGAUGAAGAAACACAGGUUCUGAUUGAUGUUGCAGAAAAAACCCGAAAUGAAUUCUCCGAAGCAGAGAAAUCAUUGAAGGAGGUGGAGAGCUCGAUUGGGAGCCUCGAGAAGGAACUUAUGGUGGACUUUGGACCUGACGGAGAAUUUUCAUACAUGUUCAGUCAGUGCUAUGAAAUGACAACAAAUGAGUAUAUCUACAAACUCUGUCCAUUCAACAAAGUGGCGCAAAAACCAAAGCAUGGAGGGGCAGAAACUAGUCUUGGUGUGUGGGGUUCAUGGGCUGGCCCGGAAGACAACAAAUUCAGUGUCAUGAAAUAUGAACAUGGCACAGGGUGCUGGCAGGGGCCCAACCGAUCCACCACUGUGAAGCUUUCUUGUGGUAAAGAGACUGCCGUACUGUCGACCUCAGAGCCCAGCCGGUGUGAAUACCUGAUGGAAUUUUCAACUCCAGCCUUCUGUCAGGAAGGUCAAGAUGGCGGCUCAGAACAUGAUGAACUUUGAGCCCUGUGUGGUGGAUGUAACAGAUUAAUGGAUCGUUGUUGUGAAGGAAUGGAUGGGAUGAGAUUGGAGUGGCUUGCAGCACUGCCAACCUGGCAAGCAUCUCUUCUCCUGGACUUGUUCUUUUAGUUGAAACCCUACCAAAUGGACAAAUCUCCAAAACCCUCCUUUAUUCCCAGAGCAUUAAAUUGUUCCAUCCUUCCCUGCCUCAUCCCCAGAGCUAAUUGAAACUUUACCAGAGUCUUGUUUUUAAUGUGCGCUUCCUUCUUUCAUCUAUAGAUCAUGGUGGAACCCAGUCUUGAGCAGAAUCUUUGAAAUUAAGUUGUAAUUUUCUAUGAUUUUAAAACUUAAGCGGAGAAAAAAAUGGUGGACUGGUUUAGAGAUGUGGUAUAUUGGUUGGCCAGUGUUUCUGCAGAAAUUACUAAAUCACACCUGUUUUUUUACUUGUUCUAGUCUUGGUUGUAGACUUGCUGCCUCUGCAAGUUUUUUGAGGAAUUUCCUUUCCUCCAUGCUCUUCUCUCCCCUCAUUCCCACUCCUAGAAGGCAACUUCCACUAUGUUAAUACUGGAAGUCCCAUCAGUUGUCUGUGCUGUUUCUAAUUUGUUUAACUUUCCCUGUUUCCACCCUCCAGCACCACCACCAUCAAGGUUUUUCUCCUCUUAACAAGUGCUUGUGACCUCAGCGUUGUCUCUUGACGGGAGAUCAAGGCAGUCAAUGUGAUGGGUCUUUUCUAACAGGUGUUUCUUCCUACUCAGCUGGCUGGAUUCAUGCGGAAUGAGAGGUUUCUAGGGGUUUUAUUUUCCUUUCACAAGGGGCACGUGGGUUUUCUUUUUAUACUUUGCUGUACCAUCAGUGCGAAAUCCAGAAAGUGUGUAUUACUUGAACAUGUAAUGAGCAGGAGGUCCUGCUAUGGUACAGUUUUAGAGUCUAACCAUCUUCGGGUGUGUUAACAUGCUGCUCACAUCUGCUUCUAUGUGAUGUGACUUUCUGACCCCUCUUCCUGUCCCCACCAGUGUCACGGCAAAUAUGAUUCAUAUUGGCCCUGUUUAGAUACAUCUUCACUGCACUUGAGUCAAACCCAGGUUUUGUAUGAAGCUCUGGGUGUCUCUGACCAAGCAAUUGUCUUAAAAAUUUCUUGAGUAGGAUCAUGGUAUUUUUAAAAAAUCUGACCAAAACUACCUUUCCAUAGGUGACCAAACAUCACCAGUUGUUGCCCUAUCAGUGAUCGGCUGCCUUGUCAGCUAUUUACAAUUACACGCUGCUGUGGUCAAGAAAAAUUAUAUUAAAUAUGUAUCUUAUGUGACAGAAGAAAAUAAACUGGUGACUGGAGCUGGAAUUAAUUGUUUUCCUUUCA
Messenger RNA from Mobula hypostoma (lesser devil ray), 3179 nucleotides. RefSeq names its product PRKCSH beta subunit of glucosidase II (gene prkcsh). The transcript is spliced from 17 exons. NCBI's taxonomy places the organism in Eukaryota, Metazoa, Chordata, Chondrichthyes, Myliobatiformes, Myliobatidae. Gene Ontology annotation, molecular function: calcium ion binding; protein binding. Gene Ontology annotation, biological process: liver development; N-glycan processing. Gene Ontology annotation, cellular component: glucosidase II complex. Bases 182 to 1828 code for a protein of 548 amino acids. The record is from RefSeq and is a predicted model, not a curated record.